This is a messenger RNA of Hemiscyllium ocellatum (epaulette shark), 2231 nucleotides long. RefSeq names its product kynurenine--oxoglutarate transaminase 3-like. The transcript has 14 exons. The record is from RefSeq and is a predicted model, not a curated record. Lineage: Eukaryota; Metazoa; Chordata; Chondrichthyes; Orectolobiformes; Hemiscylliidae. Gene Ontology annotation, biological process: biosynthetic process. Bases 164 to 1516 code for a protein of 450 amino acids. Gene Ontology annotation, cellular component: mitochondrion; cytoplasm. Gene Ontology annotation, molecular function: pyridoxal phosphate binding; L-kynurenine:2-oxoglutarate transaminase activity.
UGCCGGGAGAUCAUCAUCUAAGCAAGCUUCCUACUGUCGGCAGCCGCAAUGCUUCCUGUUACUGCUGAUCUCUCCAGUUAAUCAUUCUCUCCCGUGUCACCCCGCCGGCCAGAAAACCGGUCCAAAGGUUAAAAAGAAAAAUCCAAAGUUCCCUAUUGCAGGAAUGUAUUGCACCCAUUGGCUGAAAUAUAUGCAAACAACACAAAGCCUUCUUCAUUAUUCAAUCAACCGGAAGGGUUCCACCUCAAUGAUGAAUUUACUCAGGCAUAAAAAUGCAAAAAGGAUUGAAGGCCUCGAUAAGAAUGUGUGGAUUGAAUUUAGUAAGUUGGCUGCUGCGCCAGGAGUGGUCAAUCUCGGUCAGGGAUUCCCAGACGUGCCUCCACCUCCUCAUAUAACAGAAGCCUUGGCUAAUGCUGCAGUGGGUGAAAAUUUCAUGCUGAACCAGUACACAAGAGGAUUUGGUCACCCUCCAUUAGUGAAGGCACUUGCUGAAUUAUAUGGACAUAUAUGUGGACGUUCCAUUGAUCCAAAUAAAGAGAUUCUGGUAACAGUUGGAGGCUACGGUUCUCUUUCUAGCUCUAUACAAGGACUGGUUGACGAGGGAGAUGAGGUGAUUAUCAUUGAGCCAUUCUUCGACUGUUAUGAGCCAAUGGUUAAAAUGGCUGGAGGAAUCCCAAUCUUCAUCUCACUAAAGCCAGUACAAGAGAAAGUCGAGCAAGGCAUAAGCAAUAGUGGAGAUUGGAAACUCGAUGAAGAAGAGCUUUCUAGUAAAUUUAAUUCUCGGACCAAAGCAAUAAUCAUUAACACACCCAAUAAUCCAUUGGGCAAGGUAUUUAAAAUGGAAGAACUGAAGAUGAUCGCAGACCUGUGUAUUAAGCAUGAUGUUCUCUGCAUCAGUGAUGAAGUGUAUGAGUGGCUCGUGUACAAUGGACAUAAGCACAUCAAAAUAGGCACUUUGCCAGGCAUGUGGGACAGGACUAUUACCAUUGGAAGUGCUGGGAAAACCUUUAGCGUGACUGGCUGGAAGCUUGGUUGGUCGAUUGGUCCAGCGCACCUGAUAAAACAUCUUCAGACUGUUCAACAAAACACCAUUUAUACUUGCAACACUCCUGUUCAGGAAGCUGUUGCCCAAGGUAUUUGGAAGGAAUAUGGCCGCCUGACAGAUAAGGAUUGCUACUUCCUGUCUCUACCUCGUGAGCUGGAUGCGAAACGCAACCGCAUGGCCAAGUUUCUCCAUGCUGCCAGGAUGAAGCCAAUCAUCCCCGAAGGCGGUUACUUCAUGAUUGCCGAUGUUUCCGCAGUAGAUGUGGAUCUCUCUGAGAUGGAAGAGAAUGAGCCUUAUGAUAACCGCUUUGUGAAGUGGAUGAUUAAAAACAAGCAACUGGCAGCAAUUCCUGUGACCUCAUUUGUAAGUGACCAAUCCAAGUGCCAUUUUGAGAAAUAUAUUCGCUUCUGCUUUAUCAAGCAAGACAGCACUUUGAAUACAGUGGAGACCAUUCUGAAAAACUGGAAAUGAACGCCAUUGCUUCACUAACAAAGUAGCAAUCUGCAUAUCAACCAGUGUUGGCCUUAAAUUUCAUUUUGAGUGAACAGGUAGUCUUCAGCUCUUCCUUGCUUUCCUCAAAGCACCGAAUUCAACAGGUCAAAGAUUUGCAGCAAUUGGGAGUCUGUUAAAUGUCGUUUGGUUUUUAUAGUUUCACCUGGAAGUAAUUGAGAUUGGUAUGGUUCUACAAUACAAUAACGCACAUCCAUGUUGAAAACUAUUUGGUAUAUAUCUGACAAUCACAUGGUUCUCUUCAAGCAAACAAAUAUAUAAGUAGAUUUUCUUCAGUUCCCAACCGGAGUAAGAUAUUCUGAACACUGUAAAAUUGUGGUUUAAUUACUCUUAACUUGAUGCUCCAAUAACAACGUCACUUGCUGCAGGAAAGGGUUUGGAAAGCCUACCCUCUGGUGUUUGUUUUUUUACACACGUUGGACACAUUGUUUUAAAAAAAACCAGCAUGAACACAGAAGAACUGAAGAUAAAAUAUGCUCCAAGAGUUUUGGGGAGAUUUUGCAUUUUUUGGUACAAGCUUGAUUAACAUUUUUUGACUCCAGAAUUGAAGAUUCUAAGUAUUAUGGCAUUAAUUUGUCAAGCUUAUUUGGUUUUUUUUUAUUUGUGUUGAAGAAAACUCUUGAAUGACAAAUCUAUUUGAAAUGUAUGAACCUUAAUACACAGCGGAAGUGAAAGA